Molecule: messenger RNA, 2454 nt
Organism: Sinocyclocheilus grahami
Lineage: Eukaryota; Metazoa; Chordata; Actinopteri; Cypriniformes; Cyprinidae
Gene: capn3a
Product: calpain 3a, (p94)
Exons: 21
Coding region: 256-2397 (713 amino acids)
Biological process (GO): proteolysis; negative regulation of apoptotic process
Cellular component (GO): cytoplasm
Molecular function (GO): calcium-dependent cysteine-type endopeptidase activity; calcium ion binding
Source: RefSeq, a predicted model, not a curated record
AUGUGUAUGUAUGCAGGUGUGUUUGUGUGUACGUUUUUGUGCACGUAAAAGGAGUGUGUUCACACAUUGUCUUUUUCUUCUAACCCUGUUUUCUACUCCCUGACCGCAUUAAAGGUGCAUCAUUUAGCAGGCCAACCAAUCAGAGGUCAGCUGUUUGAAUUUAUGCCAGGGAUUUUUGGCUUGUGACACUUAAGUUGUGGUGGCAAAAGCCAGUAAUUUCAAUUCCUAAAAAAAACACUGUCCCAGUGAGACAAGAUGCCCUAUACGCCAUCUGGUUUUUUUUGCGACCGGUUAAUCCGUGAAAGAGAGAGAAGAGAUGGUGAAGGAUCCCUGAGCAAACCCAUUCGUUUCAGUGGCCAGGACUACAAUACCCUCAAGCAGGAGCAUCUCCAGAAGAAGGGCCUUUUUGAGGAUGAAUCCUUCCCUGCCACUGUUGACUCCCUUGGCUUCAAAGAGCUGGGUCACAAGUCCAACAAAGUCAAGAACAUUGUCUGGAAGCGUCCCAAGGAGAUAUGUGAUAACCCACAGUUCAUUGUCGGAGGUGCCAGCAGGACAGAUAUCUGCCAGGGAGACCUGGGAGACUGCUGGUUGCUUGCAGCCAUUGCAUCCUUGACUCUGAACGACAAGCUGUUAUAUCGUAUUGUACCUCAAGAGCAGAGCUUCUCUGAAGGCUAUGCUGGAAUUUUCCAUUUCCAGUUCUGGCAUUAUGGCGACUGGGUGGAUGUCGUUGUCGAUGACCGCAUUCCCACCUUCAACAACCAGCUGGUGUUCACCAAAUCAGCUGAAAGGAAUGAAUUCUGGAGCGCUCUGCUGGAAAAAGCUUAUGCUAAGCUUCAUGGUUCCUAUGAGACUCUUAAAGGUGGAAACACUGCUGAGGCGAUGGAGGACUUCACCGGUGGAGUGACUGAAUUCUAUGAGAUGAAGGAGGCCCCCAAAGAGCUGUACAAAAUCAUGUUGAAAGCUCUGGAGAGAGGCUCCCUCAUGGGCUGCUCCAUUGAUUCCCUGGUUCCAGCCCGCUUUGAAACUCGUACUACAACAGGACUUGUGAAGGGUCAUGCCUACUCUGUUACUGCUGUAGAGGAGUGUAAACAGUCCCAGCAGAAGGAGUCUAAAGUUCAUCUGGUGCGUCUGCGUAACCCUUGGGGUCAGGUAGAAUGGAAUGGACCUUGGAGCGAUAAUUCAAAAGAGUGGGAAACCAUCUCUAAAGCGGAAAAAGAGAAACUUCAGCAACAGAAUGCUGAAGAUGGAGAAUUCUGGAUGUCAUUUGAGGAUUUUAAGAAAAAUUACACCAAAAUUGAGAUUUGCAACCUGACCCCUGAUGCUCUGGUGGACAAUAAAUUACACAAAUGGACAGUGUCUGUUAAUGAGGGACGCUGGGUAAGAGGAUGCUCCGCUGGAGGAUGCAGGAAUUAUCCAGACACAUUCUGGACAAAUCCACAAUACCGCCUGCGUCUCUUGGAGGAAGAUGAUGACCCGGAGGAUGACGAAGUGGCUUGCACUUUUGUUGUUGCUCUAAUGCAGAAAAACAGGCGUAAAGAACGCAAGUUGGGUGCAAAUCUCUUCACUAUUGGAUUUUCCAUCUACGAGGUUCCAAAGGAGAUGCACGGAAACAAGCAGCACAUGCAGAAGGAGUUCUUCGUGUCUAGCACCUCUAAGGCUCGUUCCAGGGCCUACAUUAACCUGCGCGAGGUGACCCAGCGUUUCCGCCUGAGCCCUGGGGAGUAUGUCAUCGUUCCCUCCACCUACGAGCCCCACCAGGAAGGCGAGUUCAUCCUCCGCGUCUUCUCUGAAAAGAGAAAUACGUCUGAGGAGAUAGAGAACAGGAUUGAAGCUGAUCAUCCAGUGCCGGCUCCGGCUUCGACUGGGGAAGAGAGCGAGGAGGACCAGCAGUUCCUGUCUAUUUUCCAGCAGAUCGCGGGGGACCUAAUGGAGAUCUCAGCUAAUGAACUCAAAGAUGUCUUGAACAAGGUGGUGUCUAAACACAAGGACAUACACACUGAGGGCUUCAGUCGAGAGAGCUGUAGAAGCAUGAUUGCCCUCAUGGAUAUGGAUGGAAAAGGAAGAAUGAAUCUACAAGAGUUUAGACACUUGUGGAACAAAAUCAAACAGUGGCAGGGAAUCUUUAAGCAAUAUGACUUUGAUCACACUGGCACUAUCAGCAGCUAUGAGAUGAGAAACGCCAUCAAUGAUGCAGGGUUCCGUCUGAAUAACCAGCUCUAUGACAUUAUCACCAUGCGCUACGCCAAUGAAAACAUGAAUGUCGACUUUGACAGUUUUGUCAGCUGCCUUGUGCGACUGGAGGGGAUGUUCAGAGCAUUCCAGGCCUUUGAUCAAGGUGGAGAUGGCACCAUCAGACUUAAUGUACUGGAGUGGCUUCAGCUAACCAUGUACGCAUAGACCAGCUACGGAUCCAGGUGAGCCCGGACUCGGCAAGGACCAGAACUACCAGCUCUU